Molecule: messenger RNA, 1125 nt
Organism: Prunus armeniaca (apricot)
Lineage: Eukaryota; Viridiplantae; Streptophyta; Magnoliopsida; Rosales; Rosaceae
Source: the annotation of a GenBank genome assembly
AUGAAAGGCUAUGGUUUCGUGCUUGCACUUGUUCUCAUCUUUUCCUCGGUGGCAGCUGAGAUAGUACCCCAAGAUCAUGAGAGCAAAGUAGAUGGGGCAGAGAAGACGGUAGAUGAUUGCGUUCAGUACGACGGCCUUGGUCGGCGCGGUCGGUGUGGUAGCUCCGCUGCCUACGCUCGUGAAGAAGCCAUGCCAGAAACAGACAGCGUAGCAAAAGAAUCAGAAGCGGUAAAUCAUGAGGUUUACAGCCUUGACAAUCACCAUGGCAUUGGUGAUCAUCAUGGCAUUGGUGGUCAUCAUGGCAUUGGGGAUCAUCAUGGCAUUGGUGGUCAUCAUGGCAUUGGUGGUGGAGGACAAGGAGGUGGUGGUCAAGGCGGAGGUGGCGGCGGACAAGGAGGUGGUCAAGGCAGCGGCGGUGGACAAGGAGGUGGUCAAGGCGGUGGCAGCGGACAAGGAGGUGGACAAGGCGGUGGUAAAGGUGGUGGCAGUGGCGGACAAGGAGGUGGUGGUGGAGGACAAGGAGGAGGUGGUAAAGGUGGAGGACAAGGCGGUGGAGGUGGUAAAGGCGGAGGUGGCGGACAAGGGGGUGGUAAAGGAGGCGGUGGAGGAGGACAAGGAGGCGGUGGUAAAGGUGGAGGACAAGGCGGUGGUAAAGGUGGCGGACAAGGUGGUGGUGGUGGCGGACAAGGAGGUGGUGGUAGUGGCGGACAAGGAGGUGGUAAAGGAGGUGGUGGUGGAGGACAAGGAGGCGGUGGUAAAGGUGGAGGACAAGGUGGUGGAGGUGGUAAAGGCGGAGGUGGCGGACAAGGAGGUGGUGGUAAAGGAGGUGGUGGUGGAGGACAAGGAGGCGGUGGUAAAGGUGGAGGACAAGGCGGUGGAGGUGGUAAAGGCGGAGGUGGCGGACAAGGAGGUGGUGGUAGUGGCGGACAAGGGGGUGGUAAAGGAGGUGGUGGUGGCGGACAAGGAGGCGGUGGUAAAGGUGGCGGACAAGGCGGUGGAGGUGGAUACGGUGGAGGUGGUGGAUAUGGUGGUGGUGGAGGUGGUGGAUAUGGUGGUGGUGGCGGCGGAUACGGUGGAGGUGGCGGAUAUGGUGGAGGUGGAAGUGGCGAGGGUGGCAGUAACUAA